Nymphaea colorata (pocket water lily) is the source of this 1191-nucleotide messenger RNA. Its product is annotated as dehydration-responsive element-binding protein 1D. Gene Ontology annotation, molecular function: DNA-binding transcription factor activity; DNA binding. Lineage: Eukaryota; Viridiplantae; Streptophyta; Magnoliopsida; Nymphaeales; Nymphaeaceae. The coding region runs from base 123 to 812 and encodes 229 amino acids. The transcript has a single exon. The record is from RefSeq and is a predicted model, not a curated record. Gene Ontology annotation, biological process: regulation of DNA-templated transcription.
ACUUCCCUCACUCCCCUCUCGACCAACACCUCCCCAACUUUACUUCCCCUCCAACUCAAUUCUCAGCUUACUCCUCCUCUUCACUUCACUGCUCUCCUACCAAUCGUUCUCUAAUCCUGCAGAUGACGGACUACUCCAACUUUCCGGCGCAGGGCUUCCCCUUCCUCUGCGGCACCACCGACAACAAGCUGUGCCUCGAAAACGCCCAGGGCUCGCCCCUUUCCGACACCGGCGAGCUGCCACCCAAACGCAGAGCUGGCCGCAAGAAGUUCCGCGAGACCAGGCACCCCGUCUACCGUGGCGUUCGACGCCGUAACGGUGGGAAAUGGGUGUGCGAGGUGCGUGAGCCCAACAAGAAGACGAGGAUAUGGCUCGGGACGUACCCGACGCCGGAGAUGGCGGCGAGGGCACACGACGUUGCGGCCCUCGCGCUCAGGGGGCGGUCUGCUUGCCUCAACUUCAAGGACUCCGCCUGGCUGCUCCCUUCUCCCCCCUCCUCCAGUGCGAAGGACAUUAGGCGGACGGCGAUGGAGGCAGCCGAGAGGUUCCGGCCCAAGGAGAUGGAAGGCGUGGAGGGAGAGCAGGCGGAAGGGGCCGGUGGAGCCAAUCCGGCGGCGGCGUCUGCGGGGGCGGCGACGGGCGGCGGCCGGGACAGCGUCUUCUUCAUGGACGACGAAGCGGUGUUCGGGAUGCCGAGCCUGCUGGACAGCAUGGCGGAAGGGAUGCUUCUCUCGCCUCCCUCGUGUGGGUCCCCCUUCGAUGACAUGGAAGACGACGACGCAGACGUCCAGCUCUGGAGCUACUCCAUCUGACCGAGUCGCUCCGAUCAAAGGCCAAAAGGACGUCCCGGGUCGGCAUUUUAUCGCCCUCGCCCGCCCUCGACUCUUCUUGUCUAAGAAGUAUUCGGAGUUUGUGUGAUGAGAGAAAGCUCGGUAGGUUUUUUUUUUUUUUUUUUAAUUUUCCUUCUGAAUUUUGGUUCGUUUUUUGUGUUCUUUGGCCAAGAACCGUUGGGCAGAGUACUGAACUCUUGACCUUCUUCAAGUCGAAGGUCUUAAGUCCAAGACUCUAGCAAGCGGGACGGUGUGUUCUUCUUGGGCAAAAUCAGUGAAAGUGUACUUAUUAAGCCUGUAAAUUUGCAAGGUGCAACUAUUAUUGUACAUAUACCAAAAUAACAGUUGCUUUACAUUGAAA